Peromyscus maniculatus bairdii (prairie deer mouse) is the source of this 727-nucleotide messenger RNA. Lineage: Eukaryota; Metazoa; Chordata; Mammalia; Rodentia; Cricetidae. The record is from RefSeq and is a predicted model, not a curated record.
GUCAUCUGGCAGGAACCGGAAGCCGGUUAUAAAGUAAAGCAAGGGUAAUCCUGCCCGGGGUCUUCGUCUCGGGUUUGCUCCGCCGACACUUGAAUCCCAUACUCGAAGCGGUCUCCUGGUCGAGCUUUGCCUUCGCCAUGGCCCUCAGCGAUGCAGACGUGCAGAAGCAGAUUAAGCACAUGAUGGCUUUCAUCGAACAAGAAGCCAAUGAGAAAGCAGAAGAAAUAGAUGCAAAGGCAGAAGAAGAAUUCAACAUUGAGAAAGGUCGUCUUGUGCAAACCCAAAGACUGAAGAUUAUGGAAUACUAUGAGAAGAAAGAAAAGCAGAUUGAACAGCAGAAGAAAAUUCAAAUGUCCAAUCUGAUGAAUCAAGCCAGACUCAAAGUCCUCAGAGCAAGAGAUGACCUCAUCACUGAUCUGCUAACUGAGGCAAAGCAAAGACUCAGCAAGGUGGUAAAAGACACAACCAGAUACCAGGUGCUGCUGGAUGGGCUGGUCCUCCAGGGCUUGUACCAGCUGUUGGAGCCUCGGAUGAUUGUGCGCUGCAGGAAACAGGAUUUCCCUUUGGUGAAGGCCGCAGUACAAAAAGCAAUUCCUAUGUAUAAAAUUGCCACCAAAAAAGAUGUUGAUGUCCAAAUUGACCAGGAGGCCUACCUGCCUGAGGAAAUGUAAGGAGACUUCCUGUUGUUGAAUGUGCUGCGUGCUGUGGGAAUGGCUGUGGUGCCGGC